AUGUUGACCCUGCCCUUGACCAGCAUGCGCAAGACCAUCGCCAAGCGUCUCACGCAGUCCAAGACGGAAAUACCGCACGCCUACAUGCAGUGCGAGGCUCGCAUUGAUCGCCUGCUCAGCUUGCGGAAGCAGCUGAAAACUGAGGGCGUCCAGGCCUCCCUCAACGACUACAUCAUCAAGACGGUGGCGCUUGCUCUCCGGCUGCAUCCCGAAGUUAACUGUGUCUGGAACGGCGAGCAGCUGGAGCGGGCGGCCGAUGUGGACGUGGCCGUGGCAGUGGCCACGGACGCCGGCCUCAUCACGCCGAUCGUGCGCGGCGCGGCCGGCCGCUCGGUGGCGGAGAUCGGACGCCUCGUGCAGGAGCUGGCCGGCCGCGCGCGCGACGGCAAGCUACGCCCGCACGAGUUCCAGGGCGGCACGUUCACGAUAUCCAACCUGGGCAUGUUCGGCGUGGACGAGUUCAGCGCCAUCAUCAACCCGCCGCAGUGCGGCAUCCUGGCGGUGGGCGGCGGCCGGCCAGAGCCGGGUGUGGGCGGCAGCACUGAGACCCUGAUGACCUGCACGCUGUCGUACGACGCCCGGGCCGUGUCCGAGCAGGAGGCGGCCGCCUUCAUGGAGACGCUGGCGGCGCUGCUGUCGGCGCCCGAUCUCCUGCAGACCAGCGCGCGCCGCGAGAUCCUGCAAGUCGGCUGAUCGGGCGCGCCGCGGGCCCAUGAAGUGCGGCGGUCGCGUGUUCGGUGGCCGGCUUGGGCUGGCUCCAGCGCUGGGUGGGGCCCAGGACCGCCGGCUGUUAGUGCGGCGGAGUGGAGUCACGGCCGGUCGGAUGCGGCGCGGCGUUCUGUUGUGAUGUGGCUCCGCCUGGUUGUUUUGGUUCUUUGUAGUGAAUGGUCGGUCUGCUAGGUGGAAUAACGGUGUUUGCUCCAUAUGGGAUAACACACGAUCGGUAAAGCGCGUAUUGUUUUGAAUUGCCUGUUAUCCCCACCAGUUCCUCCCCAGUCUGCAUACAGUGGUACUGAAGAGCCGUACACCGGAUCGGGGUUCAACUGGGAGAUCUUAUGACUGUUUCUCGUAUGUGUGUAUCGUCUGGCAAUACAACGGUGUGGUGAACUUU
Messenger RNA from Pollicipes pollicipes, 1111 nucleotides. RefSeq names its product pyruvate dehydrogenase protein X component, mitochondrial-like. Bases 1 to 693 code for a protein of 230 amino acids. The record is from RefSeq and is a predicted model, not a curated record. NCBI's taxonomy places the organism in Eukaryota, Metazoa, Arthropoda, Thecostraca, Pollicipedomorpha, Pollicipedidae. Gene Ontology annotation, biological process: pyruvate decarboxylation to acetyl-CoA. Gene Ontology annotation, molecular function: acyltransferase activity. The transcript has 5 exons. Gene Ontology annotation, cellular component: mitochondrion; pyruvate dehydrogenase complex.